Schistosoma turkestanicum is the source of this 2216-nucleotide messenger RNA. NCBI's taxonomy places the organism in Eukaryota, Metazoa, Platyhelminthes, Trematoda, Strigeidida, Schistosomatidae. The record is from the annotation of a GenBank genome assembly.
AUGGUAUCUGCUAGUAAGCAUGAGAAACGACGAAUUCAAGCUUAUUUAGUAUCAUUAUGUGAAGAAUUGAAACGACGUUUGGAACAUGAUAAGAAAAGUAUUGAAUUAACUCCAAGUGGAGAUAUUCUUGAAUUCAAACCGUCAAUAACUCGUAAAUUAAGACGACGUGCUAUAGGCGGAGUUAGUGGUGGUGGUGUUGGUAGUGGUGUUAGCCUUGGUCCUCCAGGCGGUGGAAACGAUCUGUCCGCUUCAUCGAAUCCAGCCAAUUUUAUGUAUUGGGGUGAUUUACUUCUAUGCGGUGGUUCACGUUGGUCCACCAUGUUGAAUUCAAAUUUAAGCACAAAUUUACAAAAAUCUAAUUCAGCUGAUUUAAACAAUAAUCCUCCUCCCAUCAAUGUAAAUACCAAAGAUGAUGAAGAAAAUACCGAUCCCAAUCAAUCUCAGUCUUCAAAUUUAGAAAAUGAAUCGAAAGACAAUGAUAGAGUAGUAAUUUCACAUAGUAAUAAAAUGCCUCCAGUGAUUCCAUCCAUCACAUCCUCCUCAUCAUCAACAGUGGCGACAUCGUCUGUCGCCACCGCCACCACCACUUCAACGUUCAAUUCAACAUCGAAAGUGAAUAUUUUUGGUAGUUUAGGUUUAAAUCCCUUAGAUGGAAGUUUAUUAUCGCAUUUAUUAGCUUCCAUAAAUAAUAAUAAUACUACUAAUAACAACACAUUAGCAUCAACAACAAAUUUCUAUACAAAUUCUGCAUAUUUCUCAUCAACUACAUUAUCAAAUGAAUUUUUAACUAAUGGAGGCGUUGUACUUGGCAAUGCAUCAUGUGGUUCUACAGCUGCUGUUGCCGCUGGUCUUAUUAUACCAUCGAAUGGUACUGGAACUGUUCAUUUAUCAAGUAGUAUGAAACUCUCACCAGUGGCUGCAUUGAAUUGUGGUCUAGUACCAUUAUUGAGUAGUAGUGUUGCAGCAGCCGCCGCCGCCGCCGCCGCUGCAGGUGCUAUUAAUACUACUAUCAAUAUGAAUAAUAAUAAUAAUCAUAAUAAUAAUACUAAUAAUAUUAUUAUUAAUCAUCCUCAUCAUCUUCAUCAUCAUUCAUCUUUAUCAUCAACAUCAACAUCAACAUCAUCGUCUAUGCGUAAACGACGUCAUCAAAAUAUUACACCUAGUGCACAAUUAAAUCUCUUAUUACCGGAACAUGAAAUCUAUGCUGAUUUAACUAUUAUUCAUAGAGCUUGUUCAAAAAUUGCAACUAUUCCCAACGGGACUUCAAUGAAUAUUGGUAGUCGUAAACAUACAUCGAAUAAUACAUCGAAUAGUACUAGCAAUACAUCCAAUCCAAGUCAAUUUCAUUGUAAUAGUCCAGUAUUAAGUCCUUCUCUAGGUAAAUGCUAUGAAGAGAAUUAUAAUUUAAAUAGAUUGACCAAAGAUUCUAAUACAACAACAACAACAGCGAUGAUGAAUAAUGCCUCUUCAUCAUCAGCUACAACACUGGAUUCACCUAAUUCAUCAUUUAUCACGAGUUCCAAUUUUGGUGGUGAUUUGUCAACAUCAACAACAACAACAACAACACGUUCUGGUACACGGACUACUGCUGGCAUUCAUUCAAUCAUGAAUAAUUCGAAUUCGAAUUCCAAUGCAACUCCUACAUUUUCUGUCUGGAUUGAUGAUGGACGAUUGUAUUGUGGCAAUAAAUGUUAUCAAAUUGGCGCUUCCAUUAUCUUAGAAGGUCGUGAUGGUUCCAGUCAUCGAUGUACUGGUACAAUAGCAUCUAUCGGUGUUCAAGAUCUAGCUAUACGUAGAUGUUCAGAUCAUGGAAUAUGUCGUGUCACUGUACAACAAUUAAAACAAGGACGAUAUACAAUAUGGCCAAAUAAAUUGGAAUAACUUCAUGUCAUCAUUCUUUUUCACUAACCAAACAAUUAACUUUAUUGUAAAUUGUAUAAUUUUGAUAAUACUUGCAUUUUUACAAGUGUUCCCGCACCCCUCCCGCCCCCGUAUAUAAUAUACGCCGAUAUAUAUAUAUUUAUAUAUUUAUAUGGAUAUGUACAUUUCAUCGUUUUCAUUUUCAUUGUCAUACUUUCACUUUUAUUGAUUGGUUAUACACACAUGUGUACACUCCUGGUCCCAUGGUGUGUUAUUAUUAUUAUUUGAAUUUUUGUAAUUACUCAUCAUUUUUCAUUUUAUAUAUCUCUUACAUUUUGUACAAACCAUUGACCGAU